Molecule: messenger RNA, 1258 nt
Organism: Phialemonium atrogriseum
Lineage: Eukaryota; Fungi; Ascomycota; Sordariomycetes; Cephalothecales; Cephalothecaceae
Exons: 3
Coding region: 62-1258 (398 amino acids)
Biological process (GO): protein phosphorylation
Molecular function (GO): protein kinase activity; ATP binding
Source: RefSeq, a predicted model, not a curated record
AGCCAGCAGAUCUGUCAUUCCUCGUCAACCCCCACGCCUUAAAUGUUAAAAACACAGCAACAUGAUCGACAACGAUUCCAGGUAUUUUUCCCUGAGCGACGACAUCCCUGUCGGUGGGCCAAGCACCUGGCACGUUAUCGAUUGGGACCAGAGACGGGUGGUUUCAGUAACUAUGGAUGGGGAGCAGGACGACGAGAGCGUUGCUAUCGAACAUCUCAGCCGCCACAGCAGCCAGCUCCCUCCUGGCAUAUACGAGAUCUAUGUGCCUGGCGAGAUCAUCUCGAUGUAUACCGAUGCAAAGCAUGAUCAGACGUGCUGUGUACACUACCCAUUCCUUCGCGAGAUUUCUCUCCCCGAAGGGAUCCAGACCGUACGGCGGGACGCACUCGAGGAACUCGAGAGGCUUGGCCCCGACGCUGACCUUGUCGCAUACCCUCCAUGCUCAAAGGGAUCAGCUAAAAAGGUCGUGUUUAAAUAUUACUUCCUGUGGCAGUAUGCACAAAUGUCGUGGAAGAAGAUGAACUUGUGGAUGUGUCUGCCCCGCCACCCAAACAUGGUUCCGUUCGACCGGGUCGUCGUCGACGAGCUCGAGGGUCGCGUGGUCGGAUUCACCAACGACUACGUGCCCGGCGGUAGUCUGGAGAAGAACAAGUCACGCGUCUUCAAGCUGAAGUGGCUCCAGCAGCUCAUACAGGCCGUGGACGACUUGAAUCUCCGGUACAUUAUCGCAUACCAAGACAUCUCCCCGCGAAACCUCCUAGUCGACGAGUCGACAGACUCCGUCAUGCUCUUCGACUUUAACUUUGCGGCUCGCAUCAAGCACCCUUCACCCGGAGAUGGUGAGAGUUAUUGUGAGGACCGGAACGAUGUCAAAGGCGUCAUAUUCACCAUGUACGAGAUCAUCACCCGAGACGAUAGCCUCCGCAAGGCAAAGUUAGACCAUCCAGUCGCGGAGUAUCGGCUAGUGCUGCAAGAAUGGCAGGAGCGAAGUGCAGCGCACCUGCACACUGUCCCUACAGGCGAUGCUCCGGAGGCUAUUAACUGGCCUUCCAGGCCCAAGCCGCCGAAGAAGAGCAUUUCUCUGAAGGAUGGAUAUGGACAGCCGGCGUCCAUUACCGUGGAAGAGUGGUACGAAAGGCGGCAGGCUGUAUGGGAUAGGGGAGGUAAGGCCUUAAACUGGGAACGGCCGCCACAGAGGCUUUUAGACGACCGGACUGGGACCCGGUUGCUUUCUAGCGGAGAAGUAAUCGAUUGUUAG